Molecule: messenger RNA, 1110 nt
Organism: Capsaspora owczarzaki ATCC 30864
Lineage: Eukaryota; Filasterea; Ministeriida; Capsasporidae
Exons: 2
Coding region: 1-1110 (369 amino acids)
Molecular function (GO): protein binding
Source: RefSeq, a predicted model, not a curated record
AUGGAAGCACUGGUGCCGCACUACUCGCCCGUGCGAUCGUGCGCGGUUGGCAGCCAGAUCACGACAGACUGCGCACCAGCGUACAACCAGCAUUCGCACCAACACAGGCAGGAGAGCGAGGUCGAGCUGUAUGUGCUCGAGCUGGCCAACUCGCCCUCGAGCGAGCUGCUUGGCGCCGCCACGAGCGACGGCCAGAUCCGCAUUCUGGACAAGGCCUCGCUCCGUGUAGUGGGCAUCCUGCCGGGACACGCAGGUCUCGCGGGUUACCUUCGCGCGAUCCAACCCAAACCUGCUCAUGUCCGCCGGCACCGACGGCCGCGUGCUCGUGCUCGGCUGGGACCUGCGCACCGCGUUCGCCGCAUGGAUGUGGCCUGCGACGAUGUCCUCGUGGCGGCCGGCACCGAGCUCAGCGGCGACUCUGGCUCCAUCUUGAUCUGGGACUCGCGCGCAAGCCGCAAGACACUACACACAUUCCACGAAUCGCACACGGACGAUGUGACGAGCCUCGAGUUCCACCCGCACGCCCCGGCGCGGUUUGUCACUGGAUCCGAGGACGGUCUUGUCUGCCUGUUUGACCUGAACGUCGACAUGACCUCCCAGGUCCCUACCGACAUGGUUGUCGAAGAAGAAGCCACCCCCGAAGAGAAAGCCACCUUGGCGGUGAUGAACGCCGAGGCCUCCGUCCACCGAGUCGGCAUCUUUGGACCCUCCGGCGAGUUUGUCUACGCCCUCACUGGCUCGCAGGAGCUCCGAUUGUGGAAUGGUGCCGAGGCGAGCCAGCUAGCAGCGUAUUCAAGCGUCCGAGAAAGCCUCAACGAGCACUGCAUGAACGCCAACGCACAGCAGGCUGGCGUGGAAGCGCCGCAUGUCGACUACCUAAUUGCCACCAAGUACCACGCUCCGUCCGAGCGCUUUUACCUGAUUGGAGGAGAUUUUAGCGGUGGAGUGCACUUUGCCCAUGUAUCGCUGUCGAGCAUUGACUACAUUCGCUCGCUCCGCACCAGCGCCCACAAUGCCGUUAUUCGCUGCGUCGACUGGGAUGGCCCAGAAAGUCUUCUGUAUACCGGAGGCGAAGACGAGCUUGUGUGCCAAUGGAGUGCAGAGCGAUAA